Molecule: messenger RNA, 5498 nt
Organism: Manacus vitellinus (golden-collared manakin)
Lineage: Eukaryota; Metazoa; Chordata; Aves; Passeriformes; Pipridae
Product: sodium channel protein type 5 subunit alpha-like
Exons: 27
Coding region: 1-5292 (1763 amino acids)
Biological process (GO): sodium ion transmembrane transport; membrane depolarization during action potential; neuronal action potential
Cellular component (GO): plasma membrane; voltage-gated sodium channel complex; axon
Molecular function (GO): protein binding; voltage-gated sodium channel activity
Source: RefSeq, a predicted model, not a curated record
AUGGAUCGCUUGUCUUGGCCAUCAGAAGCUAACAGCUUUCGACGUUUCACCCCUGAGUCCUUGGCUGCAAUUGAGCAAAGAAUUGCUGAGAAAAAAAAGCAGCCAGACAAAGAAAAAGAGAAGAAUAAGGACCAAGGAGUUGAAGAAAAAGUUACUCCCCAGCUUGAUCUGCAAAUCUGCAAAAAGCUGCCAUCCCUUUAUGGGGACAUUCCAUCAGAGCUCAUUGGGGAGCCCCUGGAGGAUUUUGAUCCAUACUACAGUGAUCACAAGACUUUUAUGGUGCUAAACAAACAGAGGACUAUUUUCCGUUUUACUGCCACGCCUGCCUUGUGUAUAUUUGGUCCUUUUAAUCCAAUCAGAAAAGCAGCAAUUAAAAUCUUACUAUUCACAUGGUUUGCUGUCUUUAUUUUAUUUACUGUGUACCUCAAUUUUUCAUUUUUGACUGUACGUCAGCUCCCACCAGCACUCAACUGGACUGAAAUUGCUUUUACUGGCGUAUAUACUGCUGAAAUGUUGAUAAAAAUACUAGCACGAGGAUUUGUUUGGAAUGAAUUUACCUUCCUUCGAGAUCCGUGGAACUGCUUGGAUCUGUCUGUUACUAUUGUAAUGUACGUUGCUACAUUUAUAGAUAUAGGUGAUGUUUCACUUUUUGUAUCUGUCAGAGUACUGAUGACUUUGAAAGCCAUUUCAGUAAUACCAGGUUUGAAAAUCGUGGUAAAUUCAAUUGUUGAAUCUCUUAAGAAACUUGCUGAUGUGUUGAUCUUGACUGUAUUUUGCUUGAGUAUAUUUGCCCUAAUAGGCCUCCAGCUUUUUAUGGGCAACUUAAGAUUCAAAUGUGUCCUCAAUAAUACUGUGUACAGUGACUCAUUAUGUAAGGAUCCCAAGAUCUAUGUACCAAGUGAUGAAGGUAAAUGUUAUUCUUUUCUCUCUUUACAUAAUCUGUAUAUCUGCCACAGAAUGAAUGGCUCUUCUGACAUAUUGCUCUGUGGCUUCAGUUCAGAUCCUGAGAAAGAGUGCCCAGAAAACUAUACCUGCCAGAAGAUUGGGCAGAAUCCUGACUUUGGUUAUACAAGUUUUGAUCAUUUUGGCUGGGCCUUCCUCUCUGUAUUCCGUCUGAUGACACAGGAUUCCUGGGAGCGUCUCUACAGACAGACUAUCCGUACAUCUGGAGUGACCUGCUUUUUUUUUUUUGUGGUAUUCAUCCUUCUCUGCUCAUUUUAUCUCUUCAAUCUGAUCUUGGCUGUGGUAACUACGGCAUAUGAAGAGCAAAACAGAGCUGAAAGAGAGACCAAGAAAAAACUACUUCAGGAAGCCCAAGACAUUAUAAAGAAAGAACAGGAGAUGGCUGCAGCAGAAAGCAGUAAGGCCUUGCAGGUUGGGUCUGAAAUGCCAAUUGCUGACUUGAAAAAUUCAAAAGGAAAAGAGAUUAUUAAAGAAAUACCUAUUUUAAGACAAAAUGUAAUUUUAGAUGAUCAGGAGAAAGAGGAGCAAAUAUUUAAUUCACAGCCUGGUCACUGCCACAAGAAGCUUAGGCAGAUCCUGCUGUCCUAUGAUGUGUCAGUGGACUCUAUUAAUGAUCCUUUCCGAAGACAGAGGUUAAUGAGUGCAGCCACUAUUCUUACAGACAAUUUGAAAUUUCAAAGUUCAAAAUUGAAAUGUCCUGCAUUUUGGAAACGUUUUGCUCCAAAGUGUCUAAUUUGGAAUUGUUGUCCAUUCUGGAGAGCAGUCAAAGAGAAGGUGAAAUUGGUGAUUUUGAAUCCGUUUGUUGAACUCUUUAUCAUGGUUUGCAUUGUCUUGAACACCUUAUUCAUGGCUAUGGAUCACCUUGGCAUGUUACCAGAAAAAAGAAUAAUGAUUUCUAUAACUAAUGAGUUCUUCACUCUGAUUUUUACACUAGAAAUGCUCUUGAAAAUCAUUGCUCUAGAUCCUUACUACUAUUUUCAGAACAAGUGGAAUGUUUUUGAUAGCUUGGUUGUUUUGAUUGGCCUAAUGGGCUUUGGAACCAAUCUUAUGUUUUAUUUACAGAUCAGGAUCUUCAAAUUGGCAAAGUAUUGGCCAGCCUUAAAUACUCUUAUGAAAAUUAUGCUAAAUUCAUCUAGUGCUGUGACUAACCUCACUCUGGUUUUGGCUUUCACUGUAGUUAUUUUUGCUGUACUAGGAAUGCAUCUUCUGGGCAGUGAUUAUGAAGAAAACUUUCAUAAAAUAAGCACCAAUGGGGAGUUACGCUGGCAUAUGAAGGAUUUGUAUCAUUCAUUCCUAAUUAUAUUCCGAAUAUUAUGUGGAGAAUGGAUUGAAAUGAUGUGGGAAUGUAUGGAAGUGGCUGGAAAAGAGAAAUGUAUUACCAUUUUCUUGCCAGUCCUGGUGAUAGGAAACCUGGUGGUACUCAACUUGUUCAUUGCCCUGCUGCUGAGUUUGUUGGAUACUCACAGCUCAGGAGGACAAGAGGAACCUGGAGAAAGGACUAAAUGUCAGAUUGCCCUUGCACAGAUUCUCAAGGGCCUGAAGUCUUUGAAAGACAGAAUUCUGGAUUCUUGUGGUAGAAAAAUGAAAGGAAGCCUCAGAAAAACAGAGAAAAAGAAGACUUUGGAAGAAAUUUCUGGCAAAAACAUAGAGGAUAAUAAUUAUGCCAUGACAGAUGUCAGAAAAUACAUAGACAACAAUUGCUUUGACACAGAGUAUUACCAUAAUGAAGAGCAUUCCUCAAUAUCAAGGAAAUAUGAUCUUUCCAACAGUCACAGUACCUGUGUUCCCACUGAAGCAGCAGAGAGUUACAGUGACAAAAGUGAUGAUGAGCACACUGUAUUCACAGAAACAGAACACAGAAAACAGAAAUGUGGUGCUGCUCACAGCUUUUCUGAAGCCAGCAGUGUGGAUGCAGCUGUUGGUCUGGAGAUGUUUUUCCAGACUGAAAAAUCACACCUACCUAAGGACUGUUUUGGAGAAAAUUGUGGUAAAUGUGUCCCAUGUUGUGUAGUGGAUAUCACUAAGUUUCCAGGCCGAAGUUGGUGGAACUUCAGGAAAACCUGCUACAGAAUUGUUAACCAUAGCGGGUUUGAAUAUUUUAUGAUUUUUGUGAUAGUAUUGAGCAGUGCAGCACUGGCAUUUGAAGAUAUUCACCUGCAAAAUAGACCAACAGUGAAAAUGAUCCUAGAUUGUGCUGAUAAAAUAUUUACCUUCAUCUUUUUGAUGGAGAUGCUUCUGAAAUGGGUAGCUUAUGGAUUGCACAGUUACUUCACAAAUUCCUGGUGUUUGCUUGACUUUGUCAUUGUAUGUGUAAGUAUUAUAUUCAUGUAUAUAAUUGUAUCACCUUGUUCCUCUGGAAGUGGCCUGAAAUCUCUCAGGACUCUUAGAGCAUUGAGGCCUCUACGAGCUUUGUCAAGAUUUGAAGGGAUAAAGGUUGUUGUCAAUGCACUCCUUGGAGCUAUCCCCUCAGUCUUCAGCGUUUUGCUUGUCUGUGUUGUCGUUUGGCUCCUAUUUAACAUUCUAGGAGUAAAAUUGUUUGGGAAAAAAUUUUCAAAGUGCAUACUCCAGGAAGGAAAUAUCAGUCUCAUUAAUGACAAAAGUGAUUGUGAGUCCUAUGGUGGAAAAUGGACAAAUUCUCCUGUAAAUUUUGAUAAUGUUGGGAUGGGAUACUUGGCUCUGCUCCAAGUGGCAACUUUUAAAGGCUGGAUGGAUAUUAUGUAUGCAGCAGUGGAUUCACGUCAGAUCGAUGAACAGCCAAAGUUUGAAGCAAGCUUACACAUGUACAUAUACUUUGUGGUUUUCAUUAUUUUUGGAUCUUUCUACAUGCUGAAUCUUUUUAUUGGAGUGGUUAUCAGCAAUUUUAACCAACAAAGGAAAAAGAUAAGUGGAAAAGAUCUAUUUUUGACUGAGGAACAGAAAAAGUACUAUAAUGCCCUAAAAAAACUUGGAUCCAAGAAACCUCAAAAACCCAUCCCAAGACCAUCGAAUGUGUUCCUGGGAUUGCUGUUUGAUAUCGUAAUGCACAAAGCAUUUGACAUCAUCAUCAUGAUUUUCAUCUGCCUAAAUAUGUUUGUUAUGAUGGCAGAAAAUAACCAGGAAGGCACCAAGGAACUUCUUAAUAAAAUCAACUAUUUUUUUGUGGCUGUAUUUACAGCGGAAUGUGUCAUAAAAAUACUGGCCUUAGGACAGCAUUACUUCAAAAGCAGCUGGAACUUAUUUGAUUUUUUUGUUGUGGUCCUUUCAAUAGUCAGUAUUGGAGUUUCUGAAGCCUUUAAAAAAUUCAUCUCUCCUACACUUUUGAGAACUAUUCGUUUGGUGCGAAUUGGCCGAAUCCUGAGAUUGAUUCGAAAAGCGAGAGGAAUUCGAACCCUUCUCUUUGCAUUACUGAUGUCUCUUCCUGCACUGGUCAACGUUGGCCUUUUGCUUUUCCUAAUUAUGUUCAUUUAUGCCAUUGUGGGCAUGGCAAACUUUGCCUGUCUUCCCUGGGAAGGUGGGAUUGAUAACAUUUUCAACUUUCAAACCUUUUCUGGAAGCAUUCUCUGUCUCUUCCAAAUUACAACAUCAGCUGGCUGGGAUAGUCUUCUGGCCCCUUUGUUAAGUGAAUCUGAUACAUGUGCUCCAAACUUAGAUUUAGAAGAGGAAGAUAAAACUAACUGCAGUAAUAGAAUAUUUGGUAUUUUUUAUUUUGUAAGCUAUGUCAUUAUAAAUUUUCUUAUUGUUGUAAAUAUAUACAUAGCUGUCAUUUUAGAGAACUUAAAUGUUGCCACCGAAGAAAGCACAGAUCCUCUUUGUGAGGAGGACUUUGAUAUGUUUUAUGAGACCUGGGGAAAAUUUGAUCCUCUGGCAACACAGUUUAUUGACUAUUCUGCUCUUUCAGACUUUGCAGAUGCUCUGGCAGAACCCUUGCGCAUUCCAAAGCCCAAUAACAUCCAGCUUAUAUCCAUGGACUUCCCUAUAUUUAGUGGAGAUAAGAUCCAUCACUUGGAUAUCUUGCGUGCUUUCAGUAAACGAGUCUUGGGAGAAUGUGGAGAUUUAGAUAGUCUUGAAUUAUUCAUUGAAGAAAAUACUGUGGUUGCCAAUCCAAUUUCUUCCACUCUUAAAAGAAAACAAGAGGAGGUAUCAGCAGUUAUUAUCCAAAGGGCCUUCAGGAGGUAUUUGAUACAACGUUCUUUCAAAAAUACAUCUUUCUUAAGCCAUCACAGACAGACCAGUGCUGUCUUUGGAGAAGAAACGUGGGAGAAGCAAAGGCUUAUUGUAUCAAUGCUUAAUGAAAGUAGUGGCAGGAAGAUACAUAAAUCACGGCCUCUUUCUUCCACAUCUCUCCCUUGACUUUUUGAUGCUUUUGCUGACACAAAUAAGCUGGACACAUAAGGUUACCCCAGGCUGCAGCAUUUUUGACAUUUAAAGCAAAGUCACUGAUUUUCAGAUGGAGACAAUAUGUGAAUCCCAGAGCAUAAUACUCUGAAUUUAGAAUAAUGAUGGCGGCCUUCAAGCAUUGUGAUUGUUCAAAUUUUCAAAUUCUCCUUAAAAUGAUU